CGUUUCGUGGCAAUUGAAUUCACUCAAUGCGUGCGUGUACCUGGCGAUAUGGCGGUCUAGUUUGGAAUCAUAACUAUAAUUAUUAGUUCUGCAGAACAAGCUAUACGUACAACGGGACGGUGCGUUGCAAAACAGUUUGUAUUGCCUCUCCAUCUCGCUGGCCACCAUGCCCACGCAAAAGCGUCACUUUCAUAAUCCACCGCUGCCAGCCACGGUGGACUCCGUUCAGGCCAUCGACAAAGGACUUAUCAAGUUCGACCAGCUGAAAGCUUAUGUGACCAAGCAUGUCACAGGGACAAAGGGUGGCCCGAACACUGUGUCGGUGGUGACCCCCGGUGUGCUGCGCGUGCUGUUUGUUAAUCGGAACAAGGACUACUUAUUCCAAAUCACGCGCACGUACAUCAACAGCCUUGGUCUGAAGAAGGUGAUUUGCCUGGAGCCCAACGAUUGUUCGGGUGCGUAUCACAUGCGUGUCCUAGAAAACAGGAUCGCACAGAAAAAGCCGUCAUCUACGCACCCGACCGUUGGCAGGGCGACGAAAUCAGGGACGGCCGCAUCUGGACACCCCAUGUCUUCUGGUACGCCUCGUCACGGGUCAUCAUCGCUGCCAGCCGUGUCCGAUAUCAUAUCCGCCGCCAUGUCUCACUCACUGCAGUCCGUGGCGUCCGCGUCAUCGAGCACAGCGGCGACGUACUCCGCGUCCCGCGUUGCCGGGACGACAGGCGUUGCCACGACGGCAACCCCUGCGGUGAGGAGCUCCCCGGCGGCGCCAAUGGUUCUCUAGUGCUGCAGGAUUGCCCGCGCAGUCUAGUCCACGGGUUACAGGAUCGACCGAUGGCGCGUCGUCGAGAGCUUCGCGUCACCACUCGUCCUCGCAAUCACCGACCUCUGGUGGCACUGCUCCCGUAACCGUAGUAGCAUCACCGCUGCCUCCGCAUGCCUCCUCUCGUAGCUCCGCGCACCGCAGAACGGCAUCGUCUUCCAGUGUUGCUUCAACCACCGUCGUCGCCGCAGUCGCCACCACCAGCAACGGCAUGCAAUCGAAGCUUCGCACUACACCGGCGGAGCUGCCCACCGGCAUGCAAUCUAAGCUUCGCACUACGUCGGCGGAGCUGCCCAGCGGCUGUGCAACCACGAUGACCACCGCUGCUCUGGCGCAGCUCCGCGACGCCGCGCUACUGACGGAGCGUGCCCUGGAGGACGCUGAGAGAGCGCUGGUGGAAACCAACGCGGCGGGACGGGGCAGUCGGCGCUGCUUUGCACGCCUGUCAGUGGCCGUCACCGCUAUCGUCGGCGAUUCGAGCAGCGGCCUCGUCCCGGGUGCUAGCGGCGCGCUAGUAGAUUCUCCAAGUUGAGCUCCCUCAGCUCGGCCGUGUGUGUUCAUCUGAGGUCCCUCAGCUCGGCCCUGUGUGUUCAUCUGAGGUCCCUCAGCUCGGCCCUGUGUGUUCAUCUGAGGUCCCUCAGCUCGGCCCUGUGUGUUCAUCUGAGGUCCCUCAGCUCGGUCCUGUGUGUUCAUCUGAGGUCCCUCACCUCGGUCCUGUGUGUUCAUCUGAGGUGUGGCGACCGUGAGUGGUAAUCAGUCUAGUGACGUAAGGAAUAUUCGAAUUAUUCGAAUAUUCUAGAAUACCCAAAUCAAAAAGAAUAUUCGAAUGCAGGCAGCAUUAUUCGAUAUUCGAAAUUCCAAAAAGUUGGCACUUGUUGGUUGCGGUGUUAUUUUAGCUCCAACCUUGAUCUCCUGAACAGUAGUGGGGAUGACCGUAUUGAAAUUAUGAACUGUGAAACUUGUUCUUGGAGAAAAUCUGCUCUGUUACUUGGAAUGCGAUCUGUAUGCAACAUGAAUGUUGGGUCUGAUGGAGUAAAGUGAUCGACGCUCAUCACAAGAAUAUAGAAUAUUCGUUCGUUCGUCAAAAGCGAUAUUCGAGAGAAUAUCCGUUCGAAGAAAACACCAUUCGUUACACCACUAGACUAUUCACCUCUUUCAGAGGUGCCGCCGCGUGGAAAGGUUUUCGUCCAUCUGGCGCAUCGCAAGUUGUACUCUCCUGCCUGGUGUACGUGUACGUACGCGUUGAAAGUUCUGACAGGGUCCAGUGCCGCUGGCUUGUGUAAAGUGGUGGCUGUAUACCGUAUAGGCAGUGAGAAAGUGUGACGUUCACUCAGCACUACUAACUUACCUGUGGUGUUGGCAGCAUCCGCUCGUGGAACUUACCGGCAGAGCUGACUUAUGGUAUUAUAGAACCCACUACUACAUGUAGUUCAAAACUAGUAUUAGAUAAACCUUGUUAUAGUUCACACACAUGUUCAUGCUGUCAAUCUAGCAAGAGCUGACUUGUGUAUGAUGGUGGUGAUAUAGGUGUGUUGACGGUGAGACAGUACGAUGUUCACUUCCCUCUACUACCUGUGGUGUUGGCAGCAUCCGCUCAUGGAACUUACUUACCGGGAGAGCUGACUUGUGUUUGGUGGUGGUAUGGGGCUGCUAUGCCUGGCAGUUUGACAGUCACCUCACACUGCUUGUGGUGUUGCAGUGUCCGCUCGUGGAACUUACCCGGAGAAUCAUGUACCCGCCGCUGUGUUCGUGACAUCUCGUCUCAUGCCCCGUGCCUUGUUCCUGCCCUGGUGAGGGCACAUAACCCCAUCCCAGGGGUAUCAGCCCCCCCCCCCCCCCCCCCCCGGUAUCGACCACGCACAAGUGGCUCCCCGUCCCUGGGGUAUUAGCCCCAGUGUCAAGCGCGCACAAGUGAUUUGGUCUCACGUGGGAGUGGAGGCUGCACAUGCACCUUUCAAACAUUUUCUUAUCUCCAACACCGACCCUGUACCAUUGGAGGGGGUUUCCCUGUACCAUUGGAGGGGGUUUCCUGCACCAUCGGAGGGGGUUUCCCUGUACCAUUGGCGGGGGUUUCCCUGUACCAUCGAAUUGGGUUUCCAGUACUGUUGCCUUCCACAACUGUGCUUGUCGCACUCACCGGACGGAGACUGCGUGCCGUAUCUCUAACCAGUUGCUACGGCCACCGGAGCGAGAGAGACCGCAUGCCACGUUUCUAUUUGAUUGCUACGACCAGGACUGUGCUCGUGUUCAGACGGACGCGGACCCUUUGCCUCAUCCUCUGCUGGACACCAGCAUUCUUAGGGUCAACGAGUUGCCGACUGCCUGGGCAAGUGUCUUCGCCGUCGAGUGCUACCCUAAGCUGUAUGCACACGCGCCCACACUCAGUGGUAACUCCACCGUGCCCGUAUGUUCUCACGCACACUUGCGCUGUUCGACUAGGCAGUUAUUCCAUUAUGCCUGCCCGCAUCUUCCUUUUCUCUGUGCUUGGAUUCGUGUCCUGCUGAGCACAUGCUCGUAUCACCUUGCUCUGUGUCCACGCUAACGUGUCUAGCCCGGAGGCAUUACUUUUUCUCUGCUUUUUUUGUGAUUUGCUUUGUGUUGCUCGCAACCUGUAGAAUGAUGUAUGUGCACGGUUUGUGCCACCGUUCUGUGAUCUCAUCAUUAUCAUCAUCAUCAUCAGCAUGAGUUUGAGUUUCUCGCCUGUGCUUCACAUAUACGCCGCAUUGUGUUCCGGUAGAGCCCAGUAUUGCUUGCCACCCUCCCCUGUUUUUUUAGUUUUUUUUUAAACAAAACCUAGGACAGGAAUGCCAGUGUAGGAUGUAUGGAGAGGCAGAUCCCAAACCCAAUAAUGUUCGAAUUUAAAGUGUGUUUUUCGGACUUAAUUCGGCCAACUAUUGGCUUUUCAGAAGCCAGUGGUCUGCAAUAUCAAAAUGGAUUGUCUACAGAGUUAGGGGAAGUGCACAACAUGCUUCGCAUUUUCCUAUUGAUUUUGCCCAUUUUUAGGGGAAAGCGAUCCCCUGAGGGCUUGUGUAUUUCGCCUUGCCCUGCUGGGGGAAUUACCCGUGUACUUCUGCUAUCGACC
Messenger RNA from Sycon ciliatum, 3905 nucleotides. RefSeq lists its product as uncharacterized. The coding region runs from base 167 to 784 and encodes 205 amino acids. The record is from RefSeq and is a predicted model, not a curated record. The transcript is spliced from 4 exons. Lineage: Eukaryota; Metazoa; Porifera; Calcarea; Leucosolenida; Sycettidae.